This is a messenger RNA of Ziziphus jujuba (common jujube), 1651 nucleotides long. RefSeq names its product glyoxylate/hydroxypyruvate reductase HPR3-like. Lineage: Eukaryota; Viridiplantae; Streptophyta; Magnoliopsida; Rosales; Rhamnaceae. The coding region runs from base 379 to 1413 and encodes 344 amino acids. Gene Ontology annotation, cellular component: cytosol. The transcript has 2 exons. The record is from RefSeq and is a predicted model, not a curated record. Gene Ontology annotation, molecular function: glyoxylate reductase (NADPH) activity; NAD binding; hydroxypyruvate reductase [NAD(P)H] activity.
AAUAUGCUGUGAGACCAAUUGUUGAGAACACAUUGGCUACAAGUCCGACCUUAAAAACUGUGAUGCCAAUCGACCCGUACGCAUUGGCUAGAAUAUGCUCUAAUACUAGUUGUUACCAGCACAUUGGUAGGACAUUGUUACAGAAUUACACAUUCUGAUUCUAAACAAAAAGGCAAAACACAAAGUUACGAACACCGAAUUGGACAAACUGGAAAUGGAGGCAAUUUUUUUUGCCAUUGCUUUCUCUGAUGGCAUGAAAACGAUGGUGCAGCAAUUAGCAUUGGAGGGCUAAAUUAGACUUUUUACCAAGGCUGGUUUGCACUUCGUUGUUUAUUUAUAAAUAUACAUACAUAUAUAUAUAUAUAUAUAUAUAAAUAUAUGUUGUAUAAUAUCUCCAGGUCCAAAAAACAUCCGAAAAUGGCGGAUAACAGAGAAAGCCAAUCCGACAGUUGCCAAGAUCUUCCACAAGUUCUGGUCCUUGAACCACCACCAAUCCUGCAACACUAUCCGAACUAUUUCUCCAAUAAAUUCCAACUUCUCAAAGCAUGGGACUACUCGCUUCCACUGAACCAGUUCUUAGCCACCCAAGCUCAGUCCGUCAGAGCCCUUCUAUCUCCUGGUCGAUAUCCUCUGAACCAAGACAUUCUCAGACUUAUUCCUUCUCUGCAGCUUAUUGUCACCACCAGUGCUGGCCUUAACCAUAUCGACUUGCCGGAGUGCCGGCGACGUGGGAUUUCUAUUGCUAACGCCGGCAAUGUGUUCACUGAGGAUUCUGCUGAUUUGGGUGUGGCUUUGUUGAUCGAUGUUUUGAGAAAGAUAACGGCUGCUGAUGGGUAUGUUAGACAAGGGCUUUGGGCUAAGAAAGGUGAUUUUCCUCUCGGUUCUAAGUUGGGAGGCAAGCGAGUUGGGAUCGUAGGAUUGGGAAACAUUGGCAUGGAAGUAGCGAAGAGGCUCAGGGCCUUUGGCUCCAAAAUCUUGUACACCUCAAGGAAGGAAAAACCACAUGUUUCAUAUGCCUACUAUUCCAAUGUCUAUGAUCUUGCAACUGAGAGUGAUGCUUUAAUCAUCUGCUGUGGUUUGACUGACGAAACACGCAACAUUAUCAACAAGCCGGUGAUGGAAGCUCUGGGGAAGGAUGGUGUCAUUGUGAACAUUGGGCGUGGGGGGAUUGUCAAUGAGAAGGAACUAAUUGAGUGUUUGGUGGAGGGAAAGAUUGGAGGAGCUGGUUUGGAUGUGUUUGAGAAAGAGCCUAAUGUUCCUGAAGAGCUUUUGACAAUGGAAAAUGUUGUUUUGUCGCCUCAUAGAGCUGUCCAUACACCGGAGUCUUUAAUCUCGAUGUGUGAACAUGUGGCCAGGAACUUGGAAGCCUUCUUCUCAAACAAACCUUUAAUUUCACUAGUCCUGGAUUUAUAGAUGGAACUUUUUUUUGUUUUUUUUUUUUUUUUUGUUCUUGUAGAGCUUGGAAGCAUUUUUCUGAAUAAACUCAGUGUUCCAAACAUAGAAUAUAUGAAGAUUAUUUAGAUGGGAGGGAUGUACAAGUUUGGAAAAAGGAACUUUUAUUCCCUUGUGUUGUUUGUUAUGGGAAGGAACACUAACUGUAUCAUUUUCUUUUGGUUUGGAAUGGAAUGAAAAAGGAAAAGCAAAAGUUUAA